UUUGAGAAAUAUUAAUAGUUACAAGUUAGAAGGGCUGUUAGAUUGGGCUAUAGAGGAAGGUAUAGGAAUCAUAGGCGUGGCAGAAACAAAUGUGAAGAGCAAAGAAGGCAAUUACAUAUUAAAAGAUAAUAGAGAUUUUAUUGGAUUUUGGGCUAGUGCAGCAGAAGACAAAAAGAAAGGUUCCGGA
Messenger RNA from Dentiscutata heterogama, 187 nucleotides. NCBI's taxonomy places the organism in Eukaryota, Fungi, Glomeromycota, Glomeromycetes, Diversisporales, Gigasporaceae. The record is from the annotation of a GenBank genome assembly.